This is a messenger RNA of Ectocarpus siliculosus, 465 nucleotides long. The record is from the annotation of a GenBank genome assembly. NCBI's taxonomy places the organism in Eukaryota, Phaeophyceae, Ectocarpales, Ectocarpaceae.
AUGGUUUACCCGGUGCGAGGGAUCACGAGCUUGAGCGCGCUGAGCGAGGGCAACGAGGAGGAUGGGGGCGGCGAUCAUGAUACGCGAGAAGCGGCCGGCGGCAGUCCGGCGGCGGAUGAGAUCCGUGCGGUCCAGGAUGAGAUCCGUGCGGUCGAGCGCAAGAUCGAGGAUGUAGUGAAGGAGACGAAAAAGGUAGCCAAGAAGAUUGAUGAUGUUGAGGCUGCUACAAUUGCUGGGGGCUCCGGGUACCUCGGAAUGACCGACCCCGAAGCCCUGUUGAAAGAGAAGGAGCGACUAGGCGACGAGAAGAAGCAACUACGCGACGAGAAGAAGCAACUACGCGAGCAGGUCCUUGUGAAGGAGAAACGGCUCUUCAGUAUUGAGCAGCGCCGUGCCAACAACGCCCCGGCAGGUACCGAAGCGUCCCAUUAUGUGCGACGAUCCAUACAGCAGUUUACAGUGUAG